This is a messenger RNA of Paecilomyces variotii, 510 nucleotides long. RefSeq names its product putative mitochondrial import receptor subunit. The coding region runs from base 1 to 510 and encodes 169 amino acids. The record is from RefSeq and is a predicted model, not a curated record. The transcript has 3 exons. Gene Ontology annotation, biological process: protein targeting; tRNA import into mitochondrion; protein import into mitochondrial matrix. Gene Ontology annotation, molecular function: transmembrane protein transporter activity. NCBI's taxonomy places the organism in Eukaryota, Fungi, Ascomycota, Eurotiomycetes, Eurotiales, Thermoascaceae. Gene Ontology annotation, cellular component: mitochondrial outer membrane translocase complex; mitochondrial outer membrane.
AUGAAGACAUCGACUCUGGUGGCCGCAUCCGCCGGCACGGUCCUGACGGGCCUUCUUGCCUACGCCAUCUACUUCGACCACAAGAGGCAGUCGGAUCCCGAGUUUCGGCGCGCCCUGAAGAAGGACAACCGACGACUUGCUCGGGCGGUCAAGGAGGAAGUUGAGGCUCAAGGCGCUCAGCAGCGAGAGACCAUCAAGGCUGUUGUCGAGCAGGCCAAGGAUGAGGGUUUCCCCACCGAUCUGGAGGAGAAGGAGGCCUACUUCAUGAGCCAGGUCGCCAAGGGAGAGUCUCUGUGCGCUGAAGGCUCCGACAACAUCGAGGCAGCCCUGGCCUUCUACAAGGCCCUCAAGGUCUACCCGCAGCCCAAGGACCUGAUCUCGAUAUACGACAAGACCGUCCCCAAGGAAGUCCUGGAGAUCUUGGCAGAGAUGGUCGCCCUGGACAGUGGCCUGAAGCUGGGCUCCUUCACGGGCGAAGGCCCCAGCGUGGAUGGACACGGCGUCGAAUAA